AUGACUGAGCCUCCAGAUGUGUUACCGCUGUCGAAACCAAGACUUGAAGGGGACGUGAGAGCAGACGAAGAUGACGCAGCAAUCAUUUCCGUCAGGUUGUCGCCAGCCGAGGGUUCGUCUCAACGUAUCGUCAGCAACGAAUGGACAGUUACUCGCUGGCAUCGGUCUUAUGCCAACCAAUAUCCUUAG
Clonostachys byssicola is the source of this 189-nucleotide messenger RNA. Lineage: Eukaryota; Fungi; Ascomycota; Sordariomycetes; Hypocreales; Bionectriaceae. The record is from the annotation of a GenBank genome assembly.